AUGUCUUCGUCUCUAACGGACGUCUUUGGCUAUUCCAAAGACAGCCAAACUAACACGAUAGCGCUUUUGCGGAGGGCGGAGCAAUGGGAUGGAGAGGACCAAAAUUUCAAUCGUCGAGCUUUGCCGAAUCAAGAUGAUUCGGAGAUUCAACGGUGUCUAGACAAGAUUCCUGACGGCCCAAUCUUGGACUUCUUACUGAAAUAUUUUGUGCGCGAGGUGAAUUGGAUGGAUCAGCUUGUUCAUAUUCCAUGGAUCCUAGACGAAUACGAACGCUGGCGAACUGUCAAAAAGCCAUCAUCUCUCUUUGAGAUUGAGUUCACGGUUCUCGUUUUGAGAAUAUGCUCAUAUGCAUCCGAAUAUCUCCCUUCUCCAUCAUGUACCAUUGAACGGAUCCGGGACAUGUCACUGGCGGAUAUUCGCCACUCGUGCGACGAAGCUGCUGACAGUCUCACGGAAAUCUGUCUCCGUCUGAAUUCCAAGGGAAGCCUUCUUCGCGUACAACACUUGGCCUUUGUUGGCUUAAAGGCCAAGUGUGAGGGCCGGAUGAAGGACUUCCGAGAUGCACUCAGGUCCGCGAUACAGGUGGCUCAAAGAAUUGGGGCAGAUAAAGAUGUUCCUUUGGUGGUUCUAGAUAUGGGUAAGUUGGAGGAGGAAACGCGUCGCAGAAUAUUCUGUAACCUCUAUAUAUGGGAUAGCUAUUUAUCACGACAAUUGGACCGUAUACCUAUUAUACCCAGUGGGAUAGAGCCGGAGAACAUGCCGCGUAUGCGCCUUGGCUCUGAUGUUGAUGACGGCCAUGGCCUCGAGGAAUUCACUGAGCGCAUCCUUCAGGUUCGCCUGGCCAAUUUCUGGAGGAGCAUGUGUCCAACAUUAGGGUCUAAUUAUGAUGUGAUUGUUGCCGAAGAGAGAUACGAAAAACUGUGCAGUAAGUUCCUGACUAUGCUGCCAUCCGCUUUUGCCCUCCAACCAAACAAGCAGUGGGAUGCACGACUUCCGAUGCUUGCAAAACAAAGAGAAAUCUUAUUCAUAUCGAUAUUCGAGUCUCUUUGUUACAAUUUCCGGCCAGCCAUAUUGCUGGACGCAAGUCAUCUUCCUAAGUACAAGCAAGUCUUGCUAUCAUCCCAGCAAAAGGCUCUGGCGGUUUCUGCGCUCUAUGUUCUGCAAGGGGUAUCUAGACUGCAUUCUCUGAUUGGCGGCUCUCAAACACGGUACACAGGAAUUAUUCAACCGACGUUCGAAUCUGCAGUUCUUCUAGUAUCACUAUGCAUGAAUCAAAGUUUCCCUGGAGACGUCGAAAGUCACAGCUCGAGGAUCACCAAGGUUGAUCCUCUUCAGGCAGGUAUGGCGAACUUGACACGAGCGGAGUGCAUCAAGGCUAUACAAGAUGCACUCAGUCUCCUGCAAAUGUUAGCGGAAGUCAGCAACAUGGCGGAUGUGGGAGCACAGAGCCUUGCCAAGCUAGUUCACAAAGUCUCUAGGCAGCCAACAGGCGCAUCGGAAAUGAAAAACCCCUCUCAUCCAGAGGACGGAGAUUUCCCGCAGGCAGGAGAAAUCUCUACUGAAAUUCAUUUGCCAGAAUACUCAGAUUCGGAUGCCGCAGUCUCUCUGGCUGAUCUGGUUUCCGUGGCGGCUUUUGAUGUUGAUAUGAAUAUGAACUGGGAUGCUUUAGCUUCAAAUAUCUGA
This is a messenger RNA of Penicillium expansum, 1683 nucleotides long. RefSeq names its product fungal specific transcription factor domain-containing protein. NCBI's taxonomy places the organism in Eukaryota, Fungi, Ascomycota, Eurotiomycetes, Eurotiales, Aspergillaceae. Gene Ontology annotation, cellular component: nucleus. The transcript has 4 exons. The record is from RefSeq and is a predicted model, not a curated record. Gene Ontology annotation, molecular function: zinc ion binding; DNA binding. Bases 1 to 1683 code for a protein of 560 amino acids. Gene Ontology annotation, biological process: DNA-templated transcription.